Messenger RNA from Darwinula stevensoni, 789 nucleotides. Lineage: Eukaryota; Metazoa; Arthropoda; Ostracoda; Podocopida; Darwinulidae. The record is from the annotation of a GenBank genome assembly.
AUGGAAGAGAUGUUAGAAGGGGAGCAUGCAACUUUGAACCCCAUUUACGCCAUGCCCUUCUCUGCCGACAAUCUCCUCAUCAACUACAAAAUCAAAGUUAUUCCGGAAGACGACAUCAUCUUUGACCAGGAGAUCGGACACGGCUGCUUCGGGAAGGUCUUCAAAGGUGAGUACCGGCCUCGAGAGGAAGAGGCGAUGACAGUGGCAGUGAAGGUGUUGAAGGACCAGGUGACCAAGGAAGCAGCCAACGAUUUCCUUCGCGAGGUCGCCACUGCUUCCUCCUUCGACCACAAGAAUAUUCUUGCUCUUACCGGCGUUGUCCUCCCAGAGAAUGGCUUGCCGAGGAUGGUGUUUAAAUUCAUGCCCAUGGGGGACCUUGCCGAGUUUCUCCGAUCCUGUUCGCCCUAUCUGAAGAUGUGCACGUUCAACAACCGCAAUGAGGAGACGCUGAGCCGUGAGCAGCUGCAUAAUUUCAGUCACCAAAUCUCGGAAGGGAUGGAGUACCUGUCGGGAAAGCACUUUGUGCAUCGAGACCUGGCAUGUCGGAAUUGCGUCGUGGACGAAGGUCUCGUCGUGAAGAUCUCAGACUUCGGUCUCGCCAGAGACAUCUAUACAUGUGAUUACUACAAGGUGGAAGGGAAUCGGUUGCUCCCAGUGAGAUGGAUGGCACCCGAGAGCAUCAUGUAUGGGAAAUUCACCCUCAAGUCCGACGUCUGGUCUUACGGUGUCCUCCUUUGGGAAAUCUUCUCCUACGGCAAACAACCUUACUACGGACGCACGAACGAGGAG